Molecule: messenger RNA, 1332 nt
Organism: Adineta steineri
Lineage: Eukaryota; Metazoa; Rotifera; Eurotatoria; Adinetida; Adinetidae
Source: the annotation of a GenBank genome assembly
AUGUUAAUGCAACAAUACAAUCAAAUAUUAUCUAGAUCUGGUUGGGCCGUUCCACUUGCAAUAUGCUGUAUUUUGUCCACACUUUUAAUAAUUGCUGGAACAAUCAUUCUUUCAUUAAUUCCAGUUUAUGUAACACCAAAAGAUAUCAAUCAUAAUGCAUUAUCAAAUAAGAUCUCUUUUUAUACUAUCUAUGCUUCGGAUAUGAUUGACGGUCGAUCACUUACAUUAUCUGACACAGAUGAUUUGUCUUUACAGAUGGAGAAAAAUAUUCCACGUUUAAAUAAGAUGAUGAGCAUUAAGUCACUUCGAUUUUUACCUCAGGCAGUAUCGACUAGAAGUAAAAGACAAACAUCAGACAGUACGAUCAUUUGUGAACAAAAUACAGGACUAACUGGUGAUUUAUUUGCUACCAAUGAUGAAGUUCAGUUAUCAUCGACAUGUCAUUCAUCAAAUUGCCAUCAAGGACAUCUUGAAAAAAGUGAAAAUACUAUUCGAAAUAAUAAUAAUCGUCUUACUGUUAACAUGAAAUCUACUGACAAUAAAACACGCAUUGUCAACUUAGCAUUUUGUGGAUUUUCCACAACAGAUCCUUACGAUCGAAUAACAAGUGCAACAAAAUGUACAUCAGAAACAUCAACUUAUGUUUAUUUAUUAGAUCAAGAUAGUAAUUUGUUUCAGUUUCAUCCUGAAACAUUUACUGUGACAUUUAUUGCCAUGAUAAACUGUUCUGCUACUGCCUAUCCAUAUUCUAUGGCUAUUCAACGUAAUGGUACAGCUUGGGUUUUAUUUACUGAUGGAAGUUUAUAUACUUUUGAUGUUACAAAUGUUCAAUGUCGAACAACAACAUAUGUUGCUGAGCAGGAAGGUUUGAUUCUUUUUGGAAUGCAUUUUGCUACAGAUGGAUCAAAUAAUAAUGAAAAACUUUAUCUUAGUAGUGAUUCUUCAAAUCCUCCAUUUCGUCUAGCAACUCUUGAUAUUGAUACUCUAGAAAUUUCUAUUAUUGGAUAUUAUGAAACUAUUAGUGCGCGUGCAGAAUUAACAGGCACAAAUGAUGGAAAAUUAUUUGGUUUAUUCGAAGGUGCACCUUAUAUUAUUGCUGAAAUAAAUCGAACAAAUGGUGAAAUCUUAUCAAAAACAUCACAAGAUAUGAUACAAUAUACUUCUGAUUCAUCAAAUUUUGCUUUUACAACUUAUUCAUCAAACUUUUUUCUAUUUGUUGGUGAUAAUAGCUUUACAGACAUAUUUAUUUAUAAUUUAUCGACUAAAAUAACAACGAAGACGACUAGAAUAUCUAAUGGAAUUGUUGGUUCAGCAGUUUCGACAUGUUUAUAA